Erpetoichthys calabaricus (reedfish) is the source of this 5501-nucleotide messenger RNA. RefSeq names its product enhancer of mRNA decapping 3 homolog (S. cerevisiae) (gene edc3). Gene Ontology annotation, biological process: P-body assembly; deadenylation-independent decapping of nuclear-transcribed mRNA. The transcript is spliced from 7 exons. The coding region runs from base 179 to 1657 and encodes 492 amino acids. Lineage: Eukaryota; Metazoa; Chordata; Cladistia; Polypteriformes; Polypteridae. Gene Ontology annotation, molecular function: mRNA binding. The record is from RefSeq and is a predicted model, not a curated record. Gene Ontology annotation, cellular component: P-body.
ACCAUGAGGCCUAUAGCUUAAGCGAGCUAGUGUUGGAAUAGUUAGAAGUUAAAAGGGAAUAAGCAAAUGAAAAAAAAAACACAUUUUGUAUAAACGUUCGAAUAUUUCAGAUUUAUAUAUACCUAGUGCUGUAGUUUUGAAGGUUGUUCUGCAGUGGUUGGAGGUGUAUUUUUCCAAAAUGGCUACAGACUGGCUUGGAAGUUUAGUUUCUAUAAACUGUGGAGAGACAUUAGGAGUUUUCCAGGGGAAAGUGUCAUCUGUUGAUCAGAAUACUCAGACAAUCUCAUUAAGAGAGCCUUUUCACAAUGGAAUCAAAUGCCCUGUCCCUGAAGUCACAUUCAGUGCCAUGGACAUCAAAGAACUCAAGAUUUUAGAAAUCCCUGGUAGUAGUCAUGGAAUACAAUCAGAUUCGAUUCCAUUAGCUCAUAACUCAAGAAAUGCAAAAGGAACUGUUAUACCUAGUACUGCACCAGUUGCAGUGCCUCGUAAAGAUGAAGUAAAAACUCAAGAAGGCUUCAACUCGCCUCAGCAGUGUUCGAAGAGUUAUGGAGAACGUCACUUUGAAGCUUUCACUCAAGCUAAAGGUUUUCGCCGACGCCACAAUUCAUGGUCAUCAAGUAGCCGUGGACCCAACCAGGCAACUCCUAAGAAGAAUGGAAUGAAAAAUGGAGCACACUUAAAAAAUAAAGACGAUGAAUGCUUUGGUGAUGGAAUUGAAGAGAUGCUGGACACCGAUUUUGAUUUUGAAGGAAAUUUGGCUCUUUUCGACAAGGCAGCUGUAUUCUCUGAGAUCGAAACUUCAGAACGUAGAAAUGGAGAGCGAGCUCGUGGCACACCAAAUGAACGCACACCCUCUCGUUAUAGGCAUGAUGAGAAUAUUCUCGAAGCUGAGCCUAUUGUCUACAGACAGAUUGUUGUGCCACAUCAAAGUGGUAAAGAAUAUUGCACUGAUGCUGGUCUCGUUGUGCCAAGUAUAUCAUAUGAGUUGCACAAGAAGUUACUGGCCAUUGCAGAAAAGCAUGGGUUGUCUUUGGAGAGAAGACUUGAGAUGGCCGGUGUCUGUGCUAGUCAGAUGGCACUGACCUUGCUUGGUGGACCCAAUCGGCUUAACCCGAAGAAUGUACAUCAGCGCCCCACAGUGGCUCUUCUAUGUGGCCCACAUGUUCAGGGUGCUCAAGGAAUCAGCUGUGGUCGUCACCUUGCCAACCAUGAAGUUCAUGUCAUCCUCUUCCUUCCCAACUUUGUCAAGAUGCUGGAGUCUAUCACAAACGAGCUGACUCUCUUUGGAAAGACAGAUGGCAAGCAAGUCUCCAGUGUUAAAGAUUUACCAGACAGUCCUGUUGAUCUUGUGAUUAAUUGUUUAGACUGCCAUGAAAAUGCCUUCCUUCGUGAUCAGCCAUGGUACCGGGCAGCUGUGGACUGGGCCAAUCAGAACCGUGCUCCUGUUUUAAGCAUUGACCCACCCGUAAGUGCUCGAGAGCAGGCAGUAGACGCGAAGUGGUCCUUGUCCCUUGGACUGCCACUGCCUUUAGCUGAGAGUGCAGGACGUGUUUAUCUUUGCGACAUUGGCAUUCCUCGCCAGGUUUUUCAUGAAGUUGGCAUCAGUUACCACUCUCCUUUUGGAUGCAAGUUUGUUAUUCCGCUUCACUCUGCCUAAAAUAAUGUAAACAUUCAUAUGACACCAACAGCCUGCAUGAAGUGAAUAACAGAAGCUGGAAAUGAAACAGUCUCCUAAAAUGUAAAAGAAUAUUUCUUAUCAAGAAUUCAUUUUUGAACUGAUCAUGAGCAGUGCCAUGCCUGGCUGGAAGGUAAAAUUCAAACUCCCAGGUGUUAUACAGAAAGUUGAUCUUUUAAAUGUUAUUUUUAUGUUAGUGUGUAACCAAAGAAAGCAAAAGUGUCAGAGUUCUGAACUGAGGCAAUUUGUGGACCAUUACUUCUGAUAAACAAGUUUACACUCUGUAAUGCCAGAAUCUGAAAAAUCAAACUUAAAAAGGAAUUUUUGAGAAAGCUUUGCAGUGGCUGAGCCAGGUAUUGAGUCUACUAUUUGCACUAUUAAUUUUUUUAUUUUAUUUUUUUUUUCUUCGUAAACCUUUACAGAUCAAUUAAGAUUCAUGUGGAAUGUGACAAUAGGAAAGUAACGGACUGUGCUACUCUUCAUUUUCAUUUCAUUUUGUGAUGUCUGUUAAAAUACUGUUUAUCACAGAGGCUGCUCUAUAAGUUGUAGCAAGAGAAAAUGUGAGCUGAGAAGCAAUAAUUCAAGAAAUGCAAAGAAAAAGAAAAUAAAAAAAGAAAAAUCUAUUUUACUUUGAAUGCAUAUAUUUUAUUAUAAUGCUGCUGUUAUACCAGCACUUACAGCAAGAGUUACAGACUUCUCAGUAAUUUAUACAGACCGCCUUAAAGGGACGGCUGCUCUUAUAGUACAUUGUGGUGCACCAUGGGGUCUCUUGGUCAGGAAAUCUCAACCUUUUUUACUGGCAAAAGUAAGUGAAUGAAUUGUAUUUGUGUCAUGAAGUGAGCUGUUAAAACAAGCUUUUAACUGACUUCAUUCAUCUGAGGUAUAUAUACAGUGCGGGUUUGAUUAUUUCACACAUUGCAGAGUAAGCAUUAUGUGCUUUUAUUUUCAGAUUUUUUUGUCUGUGUUGAUAAUUUCGAUCACUCAAGAAAAAUGGCGUUUUGUACCAGAAUGGUUUUCAUAGCAUUUUUUUUUUUUUUUAGAAUAUUAAAUUCUAAGCAGAUUUCAUGAUUUAUGUCUUGUAUUUUGAGAGAAAUUUUGAAUACUCUGAUAAUUUAUGCUAAAUUAGAUAAGAAGAGGGUUCAAGAAGAUACAUAGAUGGUCUCUCUGUCAUUUGCCAUUAUAAAUAUUCCAAAAACGAUGCAUAGACCAAAUAUAAUCAGUGUUGUUCCAGACCGCCCCAAACCCCCUUGUGGUGUUAUGUUUUAAGUUUGCUUUAAGAAGCUCUGGUAGUGUUUGCUGGAAUCCUGUGCCUUUGAAGACUUGCGCUUUCCUGUACUCAAAAAAAAAAAAAAAAAAAAAAAAAAAAGGAAAAUGUUCAGGGAAAUUUGUAUGUAGACCUAUGUAAGAACUCAAUUUUGUAAACCUUGUUCCUUUUGUAUAGUUAAAUAUGCAUUUAAAAUACAGUAAGUUAGUCGGUCACAAAACCAAGCACCUGCCUCGUUCUUUUGUUGUUUAUUCAGCAUGGAGUGGCGUGUCUGGUUUAGGAAGGAAAUUAUUCUAUUAAUCACGGGCCACAAAUGAAUAUUACAGAAGUCAAAAACGUCAUAGCCCCAUGCAGUGGAGCAGUUAAAGUCCCUACUUUUACAAUUCAAAUAAGAAGCCUUCUUGAUGUUUUAAGGUAGUUUUUCACAUGAAUGAGUUCCUCCAUGCAUUGUGCUGAAUGUGUGUGUAUAUACUGUAGAGUACAGGGCACCUUCUCUAGUUUUACGAAGAGGUUUUGUUCAAGUGCUCCUCUCUUUGCUCCUCUGCAAACAGUCCUGGACUUGAAGCAGACUUGUUUUCUUUUUUCAGUCAUUGCUGUUACCUGCAUAGACAUUUUUAUGGCUAAAUACACCAAUCUUUUCAGUGCACUGCAUAUGUAAAGUACGAAGAAGGUAAUUAAAUGAACAGUUCUGAAAUACAUUUCUAAAGUGAUUUAAGAUGUAUUCUCCAUAUGUGAAUAAGUACAUUUUUCUGCUGUUUUUUUUAUUAUUAUUAUACAAAAGCCAUCUGAGUGGCGUACUUGAAAGGAGGUCCUAAAUAUACAAAAUAUUUUCUUACACUAAGCAAAUUACUUUAAAUGGCCAUGAUAAUUACAUUUUAUAAUGUACUUUAGUUAGAGUUGUGUGAGGAACAAAACUUUUUUGUUCAGGAACCAAAAUCAAAACUCGUGUUUUUUUAAUAUUGUAACAUAUUAGUGUCUCAUACUUCACAAUGUUUGGUUGUUUGACUAUAAAUAUUUACUUUCUGCUGUUCCAAAUGAGGUUCUGGUAAAUAUUUUGACAUUACUAUAAAAGCAGCUGUGUAGUGUGUGGUGCUGAUCUAAGAUGCUCAUAAUAUUGCUUUAUUAAAAUCCCCAUAAAUCAAAAUAAAUAUUUCAUUGCAGACGGUUAGGCUGUGCUCCUGCUUUACUGGAAAGUUAACUCAAUAUUUGCACUAAGCUGCAUUUGGAAGAACACAAACCUUUUAAUUGAACAUAAUUUUACUUCUCGCCCCCCAUCCUGGUUUUUCAUUUUUUAAAUGGUCCACUUGCCAGCUGCCGUCCUUUGAAGGGGUCUACUGUGUACUCCCCCAAGUUGAUGUGCCUGUUAAGUCCAGAGUGUAAAGUCACCUGUACUGUCAGUCAUAUUUUCAAAGAACUGUUAUUGUUAUUAAUGCAGUUUAUUAGCCACAAACCUUAGAGUAGACCAGGAAGACGCAGAAACUGCAGAAGGUUAAUAAACUGCAGUAGGUCUGCGCCGUUAAUAUGCCAUCAUGUUACGUGUUAACUUUAACGGUCACAAAUGCAUGUGUCCCAUAGAGCCAGGCUCAGACUUUUGAAGGAAAGUCUUUAGGAAAUAUUUCAUUGUCUUUAUUACAUGCUAUGAACGCACACAGCUCUGGUGUUUUAACAAAAACGACCCGCUGCAGGGCCAUGUUUGCCACGUAGCACGGCCGUGCUGUAUCCAGUGCCCAUUUUCUGAUCGUGUAUCCUUUGCUGAGGCACUCUCCUCUGUCAAGUACAAACCGUGGACUGUUGCUUCCUUUUGUCUAGCGUUAGUUUAAAUUUGCAGCUUGUAUUAUUCAGCAGUGACACCAUUUCCAACGGACUAAUCUGCCAAUUUUAGACUUUGCAGCAAUAUUUGUGACUCAGUUGUUGCUUAUUCAUUUGUUCCUGUACAGGAUGAUUAAAAUAUGCAUUGAUGUUUUUCAUUUAGCGAAAUAUCUAUUAUUUUUCAAAUAAAUGGGAUAUACUUUUACAGUAAUACUUUAAAAUAAAUUUUAAGGAUGAUCUGCUAGCAUGUAAAAUGGCCAAAAUCCCCCCCGAAUGCAUGAUUAUUAUACAGUCGGUCUCGGAAAGCCGAUGUAUUUGAAUUUUGUUAAACAGUCUUUGUCUUUUGUGUAGUUACCUUUUUUCCUUUAAUGGUGUGUAUAACACAGUUGGGCACUGCACACUUAACGUUACUUUACUAAAUAACUUGCAUAUCAAAGUUUGAAGGCCAUCAGAUUUCUGAAUUUGCAGCAGCCUUCAUUGUCUGUCAUCAUUAUAUUUAAAGUAUGAUGGAAGUAUUGAUGUUUUUUUUAAGAUACACACUUUGUGUGAUUUUUGUAUUGGUAAAAAUCUAUUCAUUGAUUUGAAAGAAUAUUUAUUUGCAAGAUUCAUGCAGAGGUUUGUUGUUAAUAUAUGCUUUCCUUGCUAAGCUUGUAAAAUGUGUCCAUUUCACAGAAUUUUUGUUUCUGUAAAACUUUGUAUUUUUCUUGUUAGUGCAGCAACAAAAAAGGGUAAUUAAUAAAAUUUCAAGAAUGA